AAAACACGGCUAUCUUCAUGUGUAAAUGUUGUAACCUCUUCUCACCAAGUCAAUCUGAACUCCUCUCCCAUGUCUCUGAGAAGCAUGCAGAAGAAGGGGUCAAUGUCGAUGAGAUCAUCAUUCCUCUUAAGCCUCUGAGUACUCCUGAACCCAGCAACCCAAGCAAAAUAGGAGAUGAGUUUUUGGUCAUGAAGAGGAAGAGAGGCAGGCCUAAGGGGUCCACGAAGAAGCCCAGCGCUGAAGAGGAGCUGGCAGAGAACCUCGUUAGCCUGAGUGCGGACAGUCCGCUGGCCCCGGAGGCGGAGAGCAGCCUGGUCCCCAGCAGCCUGGAGUGCCCCAAGUGCUGCCGGAAGUUCUCCAACGCGCGCCAGCUGCGGAAGCACAUCUGCAUCAUUGUGCUGAAUCUGGGCGAGGAGGAGGGGGAAACAGGUAAUGAAUCUGACCUUGACCUGGAAAAGAAGUAUAAGGAAGAUGACCGAGAAAAGGCCCCGAAGAGACCGCGGACGCAGAGAACAGAGAAGGUGCAGAAGAUCUCGGGAAAGGAGGCUGGGCUGAUUCCUGGAGUGAAGAAACCCAUCAUAAGUGUGGUUUUAACUGCACAUGAAGCUAUUCCAGGUGCUACCAAGAUUGUUCCAGUGGAGGCCGGGCCCCCCGAGACAGGAGCUGCCAACCCAGAGGCCUCCACGACUGACCUGGCACCUCGGAGAGGGUACCAGGAGUAUGCCAUUCAGCAGACACCAUAUGAACAACCCAUGAAGUCAAGCAGGCUAGGGCCCACCCAGCUCAAGAUCUUCACUUGUGAGUACUGCAACAAGGUCUUCAAAUUCAAGCACUCGCUGCAGGCACAUCUGAGGAUCCACACCAACGAGAAGCCGUACAAGUGCUCUCAGUGCAGUUACGCCAGCGCCAUCAAGGCCAACCUCAAUGUGCACCUGCGUAAGCACACUGGCGAGAAGUUUGCCUGCGACUACUGCUCUUUCACCUGCCUGAGCAAAGGCCACCUCAAGGUGCACGUGGAGCGGGUGCACAAGAAAAUCAAGCAGCACUGCCGUUUCUGCAAGAAGAAGUACUCGGAUGUCAAGAACCUCAUCAAGCACAUCCGAGACGCACACGACCCGCAGGACAAGAAGGUCAAGGAGGCCUUGGAUGCGCUCUGCCUGUUGACGCGGGAGGGCAAGCGGCAGCUGCUGUACGACUGUCACAUCUGCGAGCGGAAGUUCAAGAACGAGCUGGACCGUGACCGCCACAUGCUGGUCCAUGGCGACAAGUGGCCCUUCGCCUGCGAGCUUUGCGGUCACGGGGCCACCAAGUACCAGGCGCUGGAGCUGCAUGUCAGGAAGCAUCCCUUUGUGUACGUCUGUGCCAUAUGCUUUAAGAAGUUCGUCAGUUCCAUCCGGCUGCGCUCCCACAUCAAGGAGGUACACGGGGCUGCCCAGGAGACCCUGGUCUUCACCAGCUCCAUCAACCAGAGCUUCUGCCUCCUGGAGCCCGGCGGGGACAUCCAGCAAGAGGCCUUGGGGGGCCAGCUGCAGCUGGCAGAAGAGGAGCUUGUGUUCCAGGGAGUGAAUGCCCCCAAGGAGGAGGUGUGCCCCGGAGACGCUCAGCCUGAGGCGCAGAGGGAGCUGGAGGCCCGCGGGGAAGGGCUGGCCCUGCCCGCACUCUCAGCCACCCGCAAGACCCAAAGUGCCACCCUGCCACCCUGCGAGCUGGAAGCUGCUGUGGUCUCCUCCGAUCUUCAUCCUCAGGAGGGCAUGGCGGAUGAGUUUUUGAUGAAAAAGGAUAUCUCGUCUGCUGAGGUUCCUGCUGCUCCUGAGAAGACUGGGGACACCCAGCACAGUGGCACCACCCAGACUCAGGGUGGUGAAGACCAGCCGCUGCUGUCCAAGGCCGGAAGAACUGAAGCAAACCUGGGGACCCAGGGAGCCAAGGGCCUCUUGGGAGAGGGGCCAAGAGUGGCCGCCCCGACGUCCGACGGACCAGAUUCCAGCAGGUGUCUUGGGGCCCACCCAGCUAAGGCCUCCAGCCUUCCUCCAGUGGCUGGUGACAGGGACACAGCCCUGUACCAGCCUGACUCUUGUAGCGUUGGCUCUGGUAACACCCCAGACAAAAGGAGUUAUUCUUGUCCUGUCUGUGAAAAGUCUUUUUCAGAAGAUCGGUUGAUAAAGUCACAUAUCAAGACCAAUCAUCCUGAGGUCUCCAUGAGCACCAUUUCUGAGGUUCUUGGGAGGAGGGUUCAGCUGAAAGGGCUGAUUGGAAAGAGAGCCAUGAAGUGCCCGUAUUGUGAUUUCUAUUUCAUGAAGAAUGGCUCAGACCUUCAGCGCCAUAUUUGGGCUCAUGAAGGUAUAAAACCAUUCAAAUGUUCUCUGUGUGAGUAUGCAACUCGCAGCAAGAGUAACCUCAAGGCUCACAUGAAUCGUCAUAGCACUGAGAAAACCCACCUAUGUGACAUGUGUGGCAAGAAAUUUAAAUCAAAAGGGACAUUGAAAAGUCACAAGCUCCUUCACACUGCUGAUGGGAAGCAGUUCAAGUGCACAGUGUGUGACUACACGGCGGCCCAGAAGCCACAGCUGCUGCGGCACAUGGAGCAGCACGCCUCUUUCAAGCCUUUCCGCUGUGCCCACUGCCAUUAUUCGUGCAACAUAUCGGGCUCUCUGAAGCGGCACUACAACAGGAAGCACCCCAGCGAGGAGUACGCCAACGUGGGCACCGGUGAGCUGGCGGCCGAGGCGCUCAUCCAGCAAGGUGGUUUGAAGUGUCCUGUUUGCAGCUUUGUGUAUGGCACCAAAUGGGAGUUCAACAGGCACCUGAAGAACAAGCAUGGCCUGAAGUUGGUAGAAAAUGAAGGAGACCCCAAGUGGGAGCCAGCAACAGAAACUCCUGAGGAGCCUUCCACCCAGUAUCUGCACAUCACAGAAGCCGAAGAGGAUGUCCAGGGGACUCAGGCAGCGGUGGCUGCACUCCAGGACCUGAGAUACACCUCUGAGAGUGGUGACCGGCUUGACCCCACAGCUGUGAACAUCCUGCAGCAGAUCAUCGGGCUGGGUGCUGAGAGCCAUGACGCAGCUGCUGUCGCCUCGGUGGUGGCCGUGGCCCCGGGGACGGUGACCGUCGUGAAACAGGUAACCGAUGAGGAGCCCACCUCCAAUCACACGGUCAUGAUCCAGGAGACCCUCCAGCAGGCGUCUGUGGAGCUGGCCGAGCAGCACCACCUGGUGGUGUCCUCUGACGAUGUGGAGGGCAUCGAGACAGUGACUGUCUACACGCAGGGCGGGGAGGCCUCGGAGUUCAUCGUCUACGUGCAGGAGGCCGUGCAGCCCGUGGAGGAGCUGGCCAUGGGGCAGCUGGCCCAGGAGCUCUAGAGGAGAUGCAGCAUCCACAGAAUGCCAUGGGGCAGGGCCAGGCUCCACAGGGCACUCGGGCAAGGGAGGCCAUGGAAUGGAGCUCUCCUCUGCACUUCCUGCCCAGGCGGCCAGAUGGGGCUCUCCUCAUCUACUUGGGGUGGACAAGGCAACUGGUCCAAUCACCAGCAAUAUAGGCCUUACAGCCCCAGCACAGAUACACCCCCUUCCCCCAUAUCAUCUGCUUCAGGAAAGACUUCUGCAUCAGCUCCCCAAACAUGGCAUUGUACUCCUUGCUUCAGGACUCAGAGACCCCGGUCUCCACCAGCACCUUCCCUGAAUCACAUCCCCAACUAUCACAAGCCCAUCUGGGACUGCUGUGCAGCCUGCUGGAAGGGAGACAGCAUCACAGAGAAAGUGACCAUAUGGCUUUGAAACACCUCCUGGUGGGAAGGGGGAUGGGGUCCUGGCUUUGUCUACGAAGUUCUACCUUCCUCAAGUAUCGAGGACACCAGUUGUCUCACGAAUUAACCAGGUGUGAUGACUUCCCAGUCCCAUCUUAGGUGGGCUCUCAGCCUUCUGUCUUGGAAUUCUUUUGCUUUUUAAAAUGCACUUUUACUAUUCACCUCCUGUUCUAAGGUGAGGGGGAUAGAAUAAAGACAUUGUCUGCCUGA
Molecule: messenger RNA, 4012 nt
Organism: Manis javanica (Malayan pangolin)
Lineage: Eukaryota; Metazoa; Chordata; Mammalia; Pholidota; Manidae
Source: RefSeq, a predicted model, not a curated record